CUAAGGCUAGCAACAGAUGUGAUUGGAGAGGCAGCAUUUGGUGUCAACUUUGGCCUCUCUAACCCCCAUUCAGUUUGUGAAUCAAUCAAGAGUGUUAACAAUGUGAGAGAUGAAGAUAAUGCUGAAGUAUCAGAUUUCAUCAAUCAACACAUUUACUCCACAACACAGCUUAAGAUGGACUUGUCUGGUUCUUUUUCCAUCAUACUUGGUCUACUUGCCCCAAUACUUCAGGAGCCAUUUAGGCAGGUUCUGAAGAGAAUACCUGGCACAAUGGACUGGAAAAUAGAGCGUACUAAUGAUAAACUGAGUGGUCGUCUUGAUGAGAUUGUCAAGAGGAGAAUGGAAGACAAGAACAGAACUUCAAAGAAUUUCUUGUCACUCAUUCUGAAUGCAAGAGAAUCAAAGACUGUAUCAGAAAAUGUCUUUUCACCUGACUACAUUAGUGCUGUUACUUAUGAGCACUUACUUGCUGGCUCAGCCACCACAGCCUUUACCAUGUCAUCCAUUGUCUAUUUGGUUGCUGGACAUCCAGAAGUUGAGAAAAAGUUGCUUCAAGAGAUUGAUGGAUUUGGUCCAGCUGAUAGGACACUCACCGCCCAUGAUCUUCAUGACAGCUUUCCUUAUCUUGACCAGGUCAUGUGAUAUUGAUACUUGGAUGAAAUUCAACAUUCGUACUUUUUCGAAGUUCCAAGGACCCAUCAAUCAUGGUGUAAAAUUCUCUAUUUAAUUAAUGCAGGUGAUUAAAGAAGCCAUGAGGUUUUACACUGUCUCCCCAUUGGUUGCAAGAGAAACAUCAAAUGAGGUAGAGAUAGGAGGUUACCUUCUUCCAAAGGUAAAUACAAUAUUGAGUAUAAUUUCUAUGCAUGUAUUUUUUUCACUUAAUUGCACUUUUUAUCAUUCUCUUUUUAUAUUUUUGCAAAUUUUCUCAUUC
This is a messenger RNA of Cajanus cajan (pigeon pea), 931 nucleotides long. Lineage: Eukaryota; Viridiplantae; Streptophyta; Magnoliopsida; Fabales; Fabaceae. The record is from RefSeq and is a predicted model, not a curated record.